Molecule: messenger RNA, 1362 nt
Organism: Carassius carassius (crucian carp)
Lineage: Eukaryota; Metazoa; Chordata; Actinopteri; Cypriniformes; Cyprinidae
Product: GTP-binding protein Rit1-like
Exons: 6
Coding region: 161-796 (211 amino acids)
Biological process (GO): Ras protein signal transduction
Cellular component (GO): plasma membrane
Molecular function (GO): calmodulin binding; GDP binding; GTPase activity
Source: RefSeq, a predicted model, not a curated record
CUUUAGGACCCGUCUGCGCUCAGUCCUCCAGGGCUUUGUAUGUUUACAGUGAGAAUUGUAUGGCAGUGGCAGGAAUUUUCUAACAUCAAAUAUUUAAACAUAAUUUGCAUCGAUACAAAAGUCCCAAUGGAGACAGAGAUCCUGUGACACAGUUAUUUGGAUGGAGUCCUCGCGGAGCAUAGGGGGUCACUCCCGCGAGUACAAAUUGGUGAUGUUAGGAGAGGGAGGUGUGGGCAAAAGUGCCAUCAUCAUGCAGUUUAUAAGUCACAGAUUUCCAGAGGAUCAUGACCCCACUAUCGAGGAUGCAUAUAAAACACAGAUCCGCAUAGACGAUGAGCCAGCAAACCUGGACAUCUUGGACACAGCAGGACAGGCGGAGUUCACAGCCAUGCGUGAUCAGUACAUGCGAGCGGGUGAAGGCUUCAUCAUCUCAUACUCCAUCACGGACCGCCGCAGUUUCCAGGAGGCUCGGCACUUCAAGCAGCUGAUCUACCGCGUGCGGCGCACCGUCGACACCCCCGUCGUGCUGGUGGGGAACAAGUCUGACCUGGUCCAUCUCAGACAGGUGUCUGUAGAGGAGGGCAAACAGCUGGCGAGGGAGUUCCAGUGCCCCUUCUUCGAGACCUCGGCGGCGUUCCGCUAUUACAUCGAUGAGGUGUUCGCUGCACUGGUGCGUCAGAUCCGGCAGCGCGAGGCCGAGACGCUGCGAGGCAGCGAGAGGAAAACCAGACGCAGCCACUCCUUCUGGAGGCGCCUCAAAGCCCCCUUCCAUAAGAAACAGCAGUCCGAGCACUGAGAGAGGGGCAUGAUGGGAUACCGUGGCCUUCUCACCUGCAGCUCCCUCAGGUGGUUUGAGAACUGUCUUUAUAGUUUCUAUCUGACUGUCUCCCAAUCAUUUCAGUUAGACUAAACCCUCACCGUGCAGGACACACUCUCUGUCGUCAUUUGGGACGUGGGCUGAUUCACUGAUGUUAGAGAUUCAGAAAGAAAUAUACAACUCGACAUGUAUUUUUGGACACUUUAUACUUUGCGAAGGUGAAUUGUUGUUCCUCAUAUUUUAACGGAUGGGAAUGAAGAAGGAUUUGGUGCAUGUGUUUUUUGAAGUGAAGAGAGGUGUAGGGUCAGAGAUUUGCUAGUUGGAAUAAAAUGAAGGUGGAAUGAGUUCUUGAGAGCAUGUUGUGCAGAGUAGAAAGAAGGAAAAGAGAGCGAUGUGCUGCAGGAUGGGUAAAUCUGCGAGGGUUUAUGCUAGAAAUAUUAAUCUGCCAGAAUAAUGAGUACUGUGAAGCCUUCCUUCUGUUAGACACAUUUAAAAACCCUUGCUGUAGUUGAUUCAACAGCAACUCUGUUCUUUAGCUUCUUUUU